CCGGUCAGACCACCACUGUAGGCAUUUUGGCAUCCCCACGGGGCAGGCCUGUUCGAGCACCUCUAUCAUGCAGGGGACCUGGAUGGUGCUGUUGGCACUGAUAUUGAGCACCUUCGGGGAACUUGCUAUGGCCUUACGGUGCUAUGCCUGUCCGGAUCCUGUGAGCGCGUCUGACUGCGUCAAGAUCACACCCUGCCACACCAAUGAAACCAUGUGCAAGACCACUCUCUACUCCCGGGAGAUAGUGUUUCCUUUCCUGGGGGACUCCACGGUGACCAAGUCCUGUGCCAGCAAGUGCGAGCCUUCAGACGUGGAUGGCAUUGGGCUAACCCGGCCAGUGUCCUGCUGCAAUUCUGACCUAUGCAACGUGGACGGGGCACCCAGCCUGGGCGGUCCUGGUGGCCUGGUCCUUGUCCUGCCACUUAUCUUUCUAUUGCAUGUCCUGCUGUAAAGCCAUGGCCAUUUGGCUCUGUCCCCUUGUCCCUGACAGCAGUUCCCUAAUGCCUUGAAGAAGUACAAUAGCCACCUGCAUCAGUC
This is a messenger RNA of Rattus rattus (black rat), 537 nucleotides long. RefSeq names its product LY6/PLAUR domain containing 2 (gene Lypd2). The record is from RefSeq and is a predicted model, not a curated record. NCBI's taxonomy places the organism in Eukaryota, Metazoa, Chordata, Mammalia, Rodentia, Muridae. The transcript has 3 exons. Bases 68 to 451 code for a protein of 127 amino acids. Gene Ontology annotation, molecular function: acetylcholine receptor inhibitor activity.